Molecule: messenger RNA, 596 nt
Organism: Mytilus trossulus (common blue mussel)
Lineage: Eukaryota; Metazoa; Mollusca; Bivalvia; Mytilida; Mytilidae
Exons: 9
Coding region: 264-596 (110 amino acids)
Source: RefSeq, a predicted model, not a curated record
CUCCGAAUCCAUGUACCCAUGGGUCCUGUAAAAACAACCCCUUAGGAUAUAGUUGUGUAUGUCAAACUGGGUACGAAGGCACCAGAUGUGAUCAAGCACUGACUACUACACAAGCAGCGAUAACGACUGGAGCCAUAUAUAUACCAUUGUUGCCUUUAGGACCUUAUGGACAACUAACAACAACAACUGGAGCUGGACCACUGCUACCUUUUGGACCUCAUGGAAAACGAUCAAAUCGUUUAUGUAAUAAAUCAGACCUUCUCAUGGACCUAGCUUCCGGAAAAAGUGUACAUAUGAAUGGUGCAGUUGAGUGUUCCGGUAAAUCUGCUAAUGCGCUCGUAAUGAAACAUUGUAAAGCUCCUUCUCGAUCAGAAUGGCAAAAAGGGAUCCAAAUAAAAGACAACUGUCCUUCCAUUGGGAACUAUGUACCAGCCGCUCAGUGGAUAAAUGGUGAUUUGCAAAGUAUAUCUGGUGUAGUGGUGUCCUGCAGCAGUGUUGUUAUUGAGAUGAUUUCACAAGUUUGUGGAGGGCACAUUACCUUAUCAAAUAUAACAAGUCCUUUGUUAGACACCCUGUAUGUUGUAGACUGGAACUAG